Messenger RNA from Zeugodacus cucurbitae (melon fly), 442 nucleotides. RefSeq lists its product as uncharacterized. The coding region runs from base 48 to 383 and encodes 111 amino acids. NCBI's taxonomy places the organism in Eukaryota, Metazoa, Arthropoda, Insecta, Diptera, Tephritidae. The transcript has 2 exons. The record is from RefSeq and is a predicted model, not a curated record.
ACACUUGCAGCAAUUGAUAUACAAAAUGAUACGAGCAUUAAACUAGAAUGGCAAUUGCAGCAGAGUGGUUGCAAAUAGUUAGAGUCUUUGAAAUGCAGCGUCAAUUCAAACGUUUGCAAGCGCUUGUGCUAUUGAGCUUUAUAGCCAUCUUCUGCCUUGAUCUUUCUUGCGCCGAGAACCGUCACGAUAAUAAUGAAGAUGCCGGAGUCCCAUUAAAGAUUAUAAAGUUUCUCAAUGAGGAAAGCAGCAGAGCUAAAUUACUCGCUGAUACCACCAAUGAUAGGCGUGAAGUGCAAUCUGAUGAUAUACGACAAUUUCCGGCAGCGAGAUCAUUUGAAGGUCAUAAAAAACCUGUGAAAAUGUAUCGCUUUGGUGGCCAUUGAAGUAAUUUCUAUUGGCUGCAGAAUCAUUAUUAGAGCUAUUGAAAUAAAUUGAAAAAAUA